Messenger RNA from Sorex araneus (European shrew), 1584 nucleotides. RefSeq names its product TXK tyrosine kinase (gene TXK). Bases 1 to 1584 code for a protein of 527 amino acids. The record is from RefSeq and is a predicted model, not a curated record. Gene Ontology annotation, biological process: regulation of platelet activation; peptidyl-tyrosine autophosphorylation; adaptive immune response. Gene Ontology annotation, molecular function: ATP binding; protein binding; non-membrane spanning protein tyrosine kinase activity. The transcript has 14 exons. NCBI's taxonomy places the organism in Eukaryota, Metazoa, Chordata, Mammalia, Eulipotyphla, Soricidae.
AUGAUGUGCUUUUCAGAUAAUACCAUCCAGUCGAUUUUCUGUUGCUGUUGUUGCUGUUCCGUGCAGAAACGAGAAGAGAGAACACAAAUAAGCCUGAGCAAAGAUGAAGAACUUUCAGAAAAAUAUCCUCAGCAUCGAAGAAAGUGGUUUCAUGAAUUGCAAAAGAAGAAGAAAUCUAACCGGGACCGUGCACAGCCCUCAAAGCGCAAGCCCCUGCCUCCACUCCCACCCUCCGAGGUUGGCGAAGAGAAAAUCCAGGUCAAGGCGCUGUAUGAUUUCGUGCCUAGAGAGCCCUGUGAUUUAGCCCUGAAGAGAGCCGAGGUAUACCUGAUAGUGGAGAAGUAUAACCCGCACUGGUGGAAGGCAAGAGACCACUGGGGGAACGAAGGCUUAAUCCCAAGCAACUACGUGACAGAAAACAAAAAAACCAAUUUAGAAAUAUAUGAGUGGUACCAUCGAAACAUUACCAGAAAUCAGGCUGAGCAUUUUUUGAGACAAGAGUCUAAAGAAGGAGCUUUUAUUGUCAGAGAUUCAAGACAUCUGGGAUCUUACACAAUUUCUGUGUAUAUAAGUGCAAGGGGAAAUGUGGAUGCUACCAUCAAACACUACCAGAUUAAAAAGAAUGACUCGGGGCAGUGGUAUGUGGCUGAAAGACACUUCUUUCCUUCUAUCCCUGAGUUGAUCUGGUACCAUCAACAUAACGCUGCUGGCCUCCUGACCCGUCUCCGCCACCCACUGGGACUGAUGGGCAGCUGUCUGCCAGCCACGGCUGGAUUUAGCUAUGAAAAGUGGGAGAUUGACCCCUCUGAGCUGUCUUUUGUAAGAGAGAUUGGAAGUGGUCAGUUUGGCGUGGUCCACUUAGGUCAAUGGAGGGCACAUGUCCAUGUGGCUAUCAAGGCCAUUAACGAAGGUUCCAUGUCUGAAGAGGAUUUCAUUGAGGAGGCUAAAGUGAUGAUGCGAUUAUCUCACCCGCGUCUGGUUCAGCUCUACGGAGUGUGUAUCCAGCGGAAGCCCCUGUAUAUUGUGACAGAGUUCAUGGAAAAGGGCUGCCUGCUGAACUACCUCCGGGAGAGGAAAGGAAGGCUUCGGAAGGAAGUGCUUCUGAGCAUGUGCCAGGACGUAUGCGAAGGAAUGGAGUAUCUGGAGAGAAACUGCUUCAUUCAUAGAGAUCUAGCGGCAAGGAAUUGUUUGGUCAGUUCCUCCAGUAUUGUAAAAAUUUCAGACUUCGGAAUGACAAGGUAUGUUUUGGAUGAUGAAUAUAUAAGUUCUUCUGGAGCCAAGUUUCCGAUCAAGUGGUCGCCUCCUGAAGUUUUCCAUUUCAAUAAGUACAGCAGCAAAUCUGAUGUGUGGUCAUUUGGAGUGUUGAUGUGGGAAGUUUUUACAGAAGGAAAAAUGCCUUUUGAAAAUAAGUCCAAUUUGCAAGUUGUUGAAGCCAUUUCUAAAGGUUUCAGGCUGUACCGACCUCACCUGGCACCAGUGUGCAUCUAUGAAGUCAUGUACAGCUGCUGGCAUGAGAAACCAAAAGGUCGCCCUAUGUUUGCUGAGCUGCUGCAGGUACUUACGGAGAUUGCAGAAACCUGGUGA